This is a messenger RNA of Cornus florida, 768 nucleotides long. RefSeq lists its product as uncharacterized. The record is from RefSeq and is a predicted model, not a curated record. Lineage: Eukaryota; Viridiplantae; Streptophyta; Magnoliopsida; Cornales; Cornaceae. Bases 1 to 768 code for a protein of 255 amino acids. The transcript has a single exon.
AUGUUUGGUGCAACGGGGUUCGAUGCGAAUGAUGGCUUGUGGCCUUUGGCGUAUGCUGUUGUUUCUUCUGAGAAUGAUGAUGAUUGGCAUUGGUUCUUGAGCAAGGUGAAAGAGAUUCUAGAUGGUCGCAUUGUGACAAUCUUAACCGACAGGCAUCCGAGCCUAAUAAGUUGUAUUAGAGAUAUUUUUGGCUCCCAGUACCACUCAUGGUGUCUUCGUCACCUAACAGCGAAUUUUUCUACAUCCAUUCUUGGGAGACAAAGUUUAGGAUUGAGGGUUUCGGGUAAAAAGCAUGCGAAAAAAUUACUCGAUAAAAUUGCAUAUGCUCGAACUGUAGAUGAGUAUAAGAAUGCAUUGGCUGCCAUCCGGGUAUUUCGAGGGGAGUUGUGCGAUUGGGUUUUGGCGAAUUCACCUGAACAUUGGUCAAAUGCUAUGUUUACUUCUAAGCGUUGGGAUAAAUUAUACACCAAUCAAGCAGAGUCCUUCAAUGCAUGGGUGAAAGAAGAGAGGGUUUUUUCAAUCACAAGGCUGAUGGAUACACACAUGCAAAGACUCAGCAAAUUUUUAUACCAAAAGAGUUUGGACGUUCAGAAGUGGACUAUCCCGGUUGGGGAUCGUAUUGAGGAGAAAAUAAAAAAAGAGCAAGAGUUAGCACUUGGUUUUCAGUCGAUGCGUGUUUCGCCUAUUGAGUGUACAAUAUAUGAUCGAGACAGAAAACCAUUCAGGGUGGUAUUUGGCAGUGAAAAUUCUUGUAGUUGUUUGAAGUAG